Plasmodium malariae is the source of this 4527-nucleotide messenger RNA. It is a transcript of the gene UTP4, whose product is annotated as U3 small nucleolar RNA-associated protein 4, putative. The transcript is spliced from 3 exons. Gene Ontology annotation, cellular component: t-UTP complex; 90S preribosome; small-subunit processome. Bases 1 to 4527 code for a protein of 1508 amino acids. Lineage: Eukaryota; Apicomplexa; Aconoidasida; Haemosporida; Plasmodiidae. Gene Ontology annotation, molecular function: RNA binding; protein binding. Gene Ontology annotation, biological process: maturation of SSU-rRNA from tricistronic rRNA transcript (SSU-rRNA, 5.8S rRNA, LSU-rRNA). The record is from RefSeq and is a predicted model, not a curated record.
AUGGUAACUAUGACAGGAGAAGAAAGCGACUUUUACGAUGGAUGCAAAAGCAUUUUAACAAAUUUGUUAGAAAGAAAUAAUGAUAAAAAGAAAAUAAAUAUAAGUUUAAGAGAAUUUAAUUUUUACGAAAAUGAGAAAAGAGAACUAAACUGCAUUAACAUAUCUCCAUGUAAGUAUUACAUGAGUAUCUGUGAUUCGUUUGGUAUAAUAUAUGUAUAUAAAAUUGUAGGAAAUGAAUUUGUUUAUAUACUGAAGCUGGACAUUUACUGUACUAGCACAGUAGUGAAAUCAGUUAUAUGGGUUAGCAAAAAGAAUAAAUGUAGUAGCAAAAAUAGUACAAAAAAUGGUAAAAAGAAAAUACACUUAUUUAUGAACAAUGAUUAUAAGGAUUAUUUAUUAUUCAUUUCAACCUUGUGUGGAAUUAUAAUUCUGUACGACUUAGAAAGUAAAAAUAUUGUUCAAAAGAUAGUAACGAACGGAAGUAUAAGCUGUUGCAAAUUAAACAAUACGUUGCAGUAUUUCGGAAUGUGCAAUUUAAAUGGAUAUUUUUAUUUAUAUAAUAUUUACCAGAAUGAGGGAAAAACGAUAUAUAACUGUUUUGACAAAUUUUACGAAUCGGACAUAGAGGAAGAGGGGGGAAUAAUCGUCCAGUAUGGGACAAACUACAAGAAGAGUAAGAAUUAUAGGAAAGGUGCCAAGAGGGGCAGAGCUGAAAUUAGAGGAAAUGGAGAAAGAAGCAGAAGUAGAGGAGGCAGAGGAGGUAGAGAAGGCAGAGGAGGCAGAGGAGGUAGAGAAGGCAGAGGAGGCAGAGAAGGCAGAGGAGGCAGAGAAGGCAGAGGAGGCAGAGAAGGCAGAGGAGGCAGAGAAGGUAGAGGAAGCAGAGGAAGUAGUGAAAGUAGGGAUGGUAGCUUAUGCAACAUAAGGGACGAGUACGUACAUGCUAGCGAAGGAUGCACCUAUAUAUCCUCUCCGGAGCAGCAAUGUAAUAAAAGGAUAAAGCUGUCGAAUGACUUGUCGUCCUACUUGGAUGAUACUUAUAACAUGCAAAGCAGCCGAGAAAAUAGCGACGAAGGUAGCGUUAAUAAUGAUGGUAGUAGCGUUAAUAAUGAUGGUAGUAGCGUUAAUAAUGAUGGUAGUAGCGUUAAUAAUGAUGAUAGUAGCGUUAAUAAUGAUAAUAGUGGCAUUAAUAAUGAUGGAAAUACGAGCAGUGCUGUGCCGAAUGACGAGCCAAACAACACUGGCGAGGGCACAACCCUUCCCCUAUUUGCUCAGAAGGACGAACACAAUUAUGAUUAUGUAAAAAACGAAACGUUUAACAUUUAUAUUAAAAAUAAAUUUAAGUGCAAAGAAAAGUUAGUUUGUUUAUAUUUUGUAGACGUGCUUAAAAAGAGGAGUGUUUUGCUGGAUGUUAUGGAUCAUGGCCUGAUGAAAAAGAAUAAAAAAAUAGGAAAAUACAAUGGCAUUGGCAUUGGCGUUGGCACCGGAACUGGAACUGGCCGUUACAUCGACUACGGCGGCUACCGCUCCGUUUCCAACAACAAGGAGUGCCAUAGUGAACUGCGAAGCGGAAUUCGAUCCAUUGAAAAGUCGUAUGAUAACUAUAAUCACUAUGUACUGUUAGGAAGCGAAAAUUCGAAAAUUUAUAAAUACAAUUUGUCGAACAGUAUAUGUGAAGGGGAGUUUAUAAGUAUGAAUAAGAACUCUGUAAUAUGGGAUGUCAUGUACAUUUACAAAACAGAUGAAAUUGUAUGUGUUGAUAAUAAAGGAUCAUUAAUAAUAUUUGACAACAACACUUAUUCUAUUAAAUAUUUUUUUAAUAUUCACAAUUACAAAUCUGUUUCUUUAACUAAAACGUUAAAUGAGAAGUUCAUUUUUUCAGCAGGUGUUGAUCGUCAUAUAAUUAAAUAUACAUUAUCCGAAAUACAUACGGCUGGUAGUGUUAACUAUCAGAGGGAUAGUAACACAGCUCGUGGAAGUAGAUUCAUAUGGGUGAACAACUACAAGCUUGAUGAGCAUAAUGGAAGGGAUCGUUUUCAUGAAAAAGCCCACCCCAGCUCAGGUGGGACAGUCCCUUCGCCUCGACCACAGAAAAGUAAUAAUAAUAUUAUUGACUGCGAUGCUAACUGCGAUACUAACUGCGAUGCUAACUGCGAUGAUAACUGCUAUCCUAAUGGCUACCCUAAUGGCUAUCCUAAUGGCUAUCCUAAUGGCUACCCUAAUGGCUACCUAGCUAUCCUAAUGGCUAUCCUAAUGGCUAUCCUAAUGGCUAUCCUAAUGGCUAUCCUAAUGGCUACCCUAAUGGCUACCCUAAUGGCUACCCUAAUGGCUAUCCUAAUGGCUAUCCUAAUGGCUAUCCUAAUGGAUAUGCUAACCGUGGUGCUAACUGUAAUGACAAUAAUCAACAUCAGUGCGAAGGAAUUAUUCUUUAUCCACAAGGUAAAAGCAUCAAGGAAGAUGGACAAGAAGUGGUAUUUUAUUAAUAAAUAUUCUGCACACAUUUCAGACAUUAAACAGAUCGUUUUUUUAAGUGACAACUACUUGUUAAGUAUAAGCGAUGAUUUAACCUUUUGCUUAAUUGAUAUUCUGCAUAACCGAAAGAAGUACUACUCAAUUAAAAAUAUCUCAAAUAGCAAACAUGUAUUUUUUUCAUCGAAUUUGAAGAACAUCCUGUGUGUUUAUUCGAAUCAGUUGAAUGUUUACUACAAUGAAAAUUGCAUUGCUUCUCCCAGCGCUGCUAACACUAGUGAUGUUUCUAACGCUAUUAAUGCGGGUGACUAUGCUGGCCGCUCCUCAAGGGAACCAGAUGAAGGAACGGUAUUAAAGAGGUGCAAUACAUAUAUGACAAAUGCUGAAGGAAGGAUAACUCCUCAAGUUGGUGCAUGCAUAAAUGCAUCGAAUUACAGGCAUCUAGUGAACAUUACUUAUGAAGAAAACGAAUACAUAAUCAAAUGCAAUUUAAACAAACAAUUUGAUAAAAUAGCUUGUGUAACGAAUAAGAAUUUUAGCUUAUACCAUUUUAAUGCAGAUACUUUGACUAUUUUUAACUACGACAUUUCGAAUCUGAACUUUUUUAAAGUGUAUGACUUUUGUUUUUUAAAUAAUAAUCAUAUAAUUGUUUCUUUGCAUAGACGCACAGAUGAACUUCAUUAUAAUAAGGUAAAAACGAUUAACAAUACGAAUAAAGCCAAUGGUAACACAUGGAAUGGUAAGAAUUAUCGAAUGCAACAAAACCAUAGCGGAUUUGAAAGGAAUGACCAAGUGGAUCACACUGACAACAUGUACAGUAAUGAUGGAAACCCUAGGGAAAGCAGCAACAGUCGCUUGUCCAUUCAAAGAGUGAACAAUAGCUUGGCUGGUUUCCCCUAUGGUGAUGAUAUAAACUGCUCCAGCAGAGUAGGAAAUAAAAAAGAAUCAAAACUAAGCUUCAUCUUUAACAAUAAUUUAAAUGAAAAUCUAAACAUAUACAAAAAUUCGUUUAGCUACUACAUAACAAUAUAUAAUAUAAAAAAAAAAAAAAUUAAAGAAGAGCUAAAGGUUGAUAGGGUUCUUUGCAAUUUUAAGAAAUAUAAGAAAGGAUUAAUAGUUUGUUCUGACUAUAUGAAAAACAUUUAUUUGUUUUUUAAAAAUAUGAAAAUGAAAAGAUACUUAAACAAAUGUAUAAGACUGAGUGAUUUUAAUAUGAAUGAGGAAAAUGCGCAUCGUAGUUUUCUCUUCUAUUUCGUUGUAGAAGAUUUUUUUUUAGUUUUUACAUUAGAUAAUUUAUUGUAUAUAUAUUACAUGGAUUUUAAUAAGAAUAACAUAUAUAUGGUAAAGAAGAGUCUUAUCAAAUAUUAUAAUCUUAACGAGUUAAGUGAUAUUAUUUUAGUCAACUUGAAUAUACAUACAGAGAAUCAAAAAGAAGAUAACAUGUCCACAUUUGAGGAUGUAGAAACAUUGAGUAAAGAACAAAAGGAAAAUAAUGAAGUACAUAUAAAAUAUUAUUUAAAAUACAAAUAUUGUCUUAUAUUAAAAGGAUUAAAUAUAGUACGAAUAGUUGACUUUAAUAUACAUGACCAUUCUCUUAUUGACAUAAAUAUUUGUAGAUCACGUACCAUAUCAAAUAUUAAUAACAAUACAUGUAGUCAAUAUUACAUUCCUUCCUUAAAUUUUAAAUACAAUUUUUUAAAUUUAAAGCAUUUAUAUUUUCAAGAUGCAAAUAUCUAUUCUUUUAUUAAAAAGGAAAUAAGAAAAGCAGGAAUACCAAAUGCAGAUGGUAAUUUUAUGGUUAACAGUUGCGAUGAACAAAAUCACAUCUCGUUAAGUGAACAAAAAAAAGGAAAAAAUCAAUUGAGGAAAGAGAGCGAGUCCUUAUACAUGAAUAUGUUUUCACUCUCUUUUAAAACACUCACACACUUAAAAAGAAGUAAUAUUGUAAACAUUCACUUCUUGUACACCACUGAAAAUAACAUAAUCGUUCUAAUUUGCAUACCAAAGAAUAUCGACAGCACCUUAAUUAACGUAGCGGACACGAAGAAGUACGUUAAGUAA